This is a messenger RNA of Lindgomyces ingoldianus, 671 nucleotides long. RefSeq lists its product as uncharacterized. Bases 42 to 461 code for a protein of 139 amino acids. NCBI's taxonomy places the organism in Eukaryota, Fungi, Ascomycota, Dothideomycetes, Pleosporales, Lindgomycetaceae. The record is from RefSeq and is a predicted model, not a curated record. The transcript is spliced from 3 exons.
CCAAUAUUCCAGCUAUUUACCCCCAAAACCUAUCAACCAAAAUGAAAGCCUUUGUCAUCCUUGCAUCUCUCCUUUCUUUGGCUGUUGCCAACCCUCUUUUCGAGCGAGAUGCCUGCGCUUGUGAUAUCUCUAAGUGCCCUGCUGGCAACUGCGAUUGCAUCACUGGCUUGAUGGACGCCUGCUACGUUGCGCAGACCAAGGCUGGGACUGAUUGUGGAAAGCCUGUCUAUCCGGCUUGCGGAGGUAGCAUUGGUGACACGUGCGCUUCGGACGAGAUUUGCUACUACACGGAUAAGGCUUGCGACCCACACACUCAACCCUGCACCGGAAUCUGCGCCAAUGACUACUGUGGUGGCCACUGGGACCGCGAAUGCCCCGAUAGCCGUUGGUCCUGUGUGUACGACGAAACCUGCGAAAAGAACGGCGGGGUUGACUGCGACGGCCAGUGCAUCCUCAACUAGGACACUCAAGACACAACUAUCAACCCUUGUGGAAUGGUUGCGGCUUCGCUUUGGGAUAUUCGGCAUUGAACUCGGGACAGGGGAAAGCGAGCUGGGACAUUUUUUUCAUUGUCCAUACUCUUAUAGACUACCUUGUUGGGCUUGAAGGCUAUAUACUGUGUAUAUAUAUUUUUUACAUUUUAUGUACGAUCAUGUAAAGCGUUAGAUAUA